Messenger RNA from Glycine soja, 1111 nucleotides. RefSeq names its product cyclin-dependent protein kinase inhibitor SMR6-like. The transcript has a single exon. The coding region runs from base 235 to 567 and encodes 110 amino acids. Gene Ontology annotation, biological process: regulation of DNA endoreduplication. NCBI's taxonomy places the organism in Eukaryota, Viridiplantae, Streptophyta, Magnoliopsida, Fabales, Fabaceae. The record is from RefSeq and is a predicted model, not a curated record.
UUUUUCUUUUUUUCUCUCUCUGUAUUUUCCCACGAAAAAUCCUCAAACUCAAAACAAACACACAAACACACCCUUUUAUUAUUCCCUCUCUUCUCUUCAAUCCCUCAAAAAACCUUUAAAGUUUCAAUCUUUCUUUCUCUAACCCUUUUCUCUUAUUCCCUCUUCCUUCAUUCCUCAACCACAAAGCUGAAACCUUUCACACAAGGUUCCUUCACUUCCCUCUUUUUUUCCGACAUGGGGUUCUCGCAUUCGGACUUAGAAUCGGAAUCCAAGAAGUGGGUAAUUGCCGGAAUCGGUGUUCGCUCGCUCAAACCCAUCAACACAAAGCGCGUUGGCGGCGGCAGCGGUGGCGGCGAUGCUGAGAACGAAGAAGAAGAAGCGCGUUCCACGACGCCGACUGCCAAGGAGGCGAGGAUACCGGAAAAGUUUCCGUGCCCGCCGGCGCCGAGGAAACGCCGACCACCGCCGUCGAGGUGUGGUAACGGCGGCGGCGGCGGUGUGAGAGAGUUCUUCACACCUCCUGAUUUGGAAAGUGUCUUCAAGUGCCAUGUUGAGAAAGCCAAAUGAAUGAUUCCACCUCAUUCAACUAACAACAACAUCAACAAAACAAGGUUUUAGAAGAGAAGAAUUGAGGUGUACUUGUAUUUGGUCUUGGAAAUUUGGUUCCUCUAAAGUGAGCAAUUUGUUUCAUAGGGUCUCAUAUAGUAUAAAGUAAGUAAUCUCAGUCGUUGAUGGAAAAAUCAAUAGUUGAUAUUACGUGCACAUACACAAACAAAUUAUGUAUGUGCUCGUUAUAUGAGGUGCACAUACAGGAUAAAUUGUGUAUGUGUCCGUGACUUCAUGAAUGGUUGGAAUUACUUAUAGCAUAGGGGUCAAAUUUUUGUUCUGAAUGCUGGUUGUUGCUCUUUCUUCUUUUCCUCGCAAAAGGAACAAGAACUUGUGUAUAAAGUAUGAAGGAAAAAAAAACUUAUGAUAUUUAGAAGUUAGAAAGGAGUAGAGUAGUUUUUUUUUUUUUUUUUUAAAUUUUGAUUAGAGGCUAUUAUGUAGUUUAUUUAGUUCUGUUUUUUUUUUAUUUAAAUUAUUAAUGAGAAGCUUUAAAUAUUUAUUUUGA